GCUCCAGCCCAGAUGUUGGCCCCGCCUAAGGAGUUGACUGAGACUUUGGUUCCAUUCCUGGACACGGAUUCCGUUGGAGAACUACCCCCAGGGCCAGAUGAGGAUCUGAAUGACCAGCUAACCCAGCAUCAAAGGCUCCCAGAGGUGGUUCCAAUGCCAGGUUGGGAUCAGAAUCAGACCAUAGCUCCGCCUCCUCAACUCAAAAGUAAGACUAAAACUGUAGGUUUAGAUCAGGCCGAAGAUCACCAAUCAUUUGAAAUACUUGUUCCAUUUCUGGAUAGUCAGAGUUCAAAGCCAACAAAGUUUAUUGUUUCACCCCUAAACCUGAAGAAAGAUCUAGCUCAGCAUCGAAGGCUUGCCAAAGUUGUUGGAACUCCAAACCAAUCUGCAAAUAAAGAGCACCUACAACAACAGCUGCAGGAUGAUUAUUUGGAUUCCAAUAUGGGUCUUCUAUAUCCUGAGGAGAACCUACCUAUGGGUUUCCCAGGGGGACCAGAUCAACUUCCAAACUUCUCUGAGGAGGCUGAAAUUCCUCCACCCUUGCAGAAGACCCCAAAUCAUCUAGAGUCCCCUGAGGAAGCUGAAUCUUUUUUGCCCCAAGGGGAGGCUCAAGCUCAGCAUGCAGAGCCCCCUCAAGAGACAGAAAUAUCUCUACUUGAGCAGGAGGCUCCAUCUCCGCGUCCAGAGUCCCUUAAGGAUGGAAAUUCAGCAAACCCACAAGAGGCCCCAGCUGAGCCUUCAAGUACCCCUGAAGAGGUCGAACCUUCUUCAGUCCAGCAGGAAGCCUCAGCUCAGCCUACAGAGGCCCCCGAGGAAGUGGAACCUUCUCCAACCCCCCAGGAGGCCCCUGCUCAGCCUCCAGAGCCAUCUAAGGACAUCAUAUCUCAACUCCUGCGGAGCACCCUGAGGAGGCUGGACCUACCCAGCCCAGUCCAGCAGGAGGCCCCUGCUCAGCCUGCAGAGCGCCUCGAGGAGGUUGAACCUACCCCAGUCCAGCAGGAGGCCCCAACUCUAGUUCCAGAGUUCCCUAUCGAGUCUUUAACUCAACUUGCAAUAAGUGAUGAGGAGGAGGUCUCAGCUCAGCUUGCAGAGCUCCUUAAUGAGGCAGAAUCUUCAACCCAGCAGGAGACUCCAGCUCAGUCUCCAGGGGAGAUAGAAUCUUCUGCAACCCUGCAAGAGCAACCAGCUCAGCCUCCAGAGCUGCCUUCCAGGGAGGUGGAACCUUCUCCAACCCAGCAGGAGCACCCAGCUCAACCUCCAUGGCAUCAUAAGAUGACAGUUUCACCUCCAGGUCACUACCGUGAUCAACAUUUAAACCUGCCCAAUGUCAGUUUGAAACCUCCAGAUGUGCAGCUUACCAUGACUGCAGAACCCACUACAGAGGUGGGACCUUCUCCAGUUCAGCACGAGACUAUAGCUCAGCCCUCGGUGCCUCUUAAUGUGGAACCUUUUGAAACCCAGCCUGAAGCCCCAACUCUGCCUCCACAGUCCCCUGAGGUUGAAUCUUUGCCAGUUCAACAGGAGAUUCCAACGCAAUCUCCAGAAUCUACCACACAGGAGAAACGUCCAACACAGCAGGAGACCCCAGUUCAGUAUCCAGAAUAUCCUGGAGAAGUUGAACCUUCUACAACCCAGCAGGAGGCCCUAGCUCAGCAAUCACAGGCCCCUGAGGAGGGUGAAUCAUCCUCAACCCAGGAGGAGGCCCCGACUCAGCUUCCAGAGGCCCAGGAAGAGGGUGAACCUUCCCCUCUCCAGGAGGAGGGCCAGGGUCAGCACCCACAGGCCUCCAAGGGGAGUGAACCACCUACAACCCAGGAGGAGUCCCCAGCUCAGCAUCCACAGACCCCUGAGGAGGUUGAACCUUCUUCAACCCAGCAGGAGGCUCCAGCUCAGUAUCCUCAGGCAUCAGAGGAGGGUGAGCCUUUUCCAACCCAACCAGAGACCCCAACUCAGUAUCCAGAGCCCCUUGAGGGGACUGAACCUUCUCCAGCCCAGUCAGAGGCCACAACUCAGCAUCCAAAUCCCCUUGGGGAAGUUAAACCUGCAACCUAUCAGGAGGCCCCAAGUCAGCAUCCACAGACCUCUGAGGAAAUUAACCCUUCUGCCACUCAACAGGAGCCUUCUGGUGAGGUUGAACCUUCUCCAACCCAACAGGAGGCCCCAGCUCACUCCCCAGAGCAUCAGGUGGUAACAGUUUUUCCUCAAGGUCAGAAUCAAGCUCAGCUCCUGCUGUUGCCUAAUGUCACUGUUAAACCUGUGGAUUCCUCAGUUACCAUGACCUCAGAAUCCACUAAUGAGGUUGAAGCUUCUCCACUCCGAGAAGAGGCCUCAGCUCCGUCUGGAGUGUCCCCUGAGCAGUUGGAGCCUUCUCCAACCCAGCAGGAGGUCCCACAUCAGCAUCCAGCGCCCCCUGAAAAUGUUGAAUCUUCUCCAGUCCAGCAUGAAGUCUCAACUCCACCCGAAGAUUUUCCUGAGGAAAUUGAACUUUCUCCAAGCCAGCAGGAGAGCUCAGCUCUGCCUCAAGUGCCUGUUGCAAGUAGAGAACCUUCUCCAAUCCAGCAAGAGGUCCCAGCUCAGCAACCAAAGCCCAAUGACGGGGUCGAGUCUUUUCCGGUUCAGUAUGAGCAUCCAGCUCAGCCUCCAGGGUCCUCUACAGAUGUUGUAGCUCAGUCUCCAGUACAGCAUGAGGUGACAUUCUCACCUCCAGGUCCAGGUGAAGCUCAGCAUCCAGUGUCGCCUAAUAUCACAGUUAAACCUGUGGAUCUGAGGGUUUUCAUAAGUCCCCAGGCAACUAAGGAGGUUAAACCUCUUCCAGUGCAGCAGGAUGUCCCUGCUCAAUCUCCCCCUGAGCAAGUUGAAUUUUCUCCAGCUCAGUCCAAGCGUCUUUCCCAGUCUCCAGAGUCCCCUGAAGAGGAGUCUUCUCCAGGCCACCAAGAGGUCCUAGCUCAGCCUUCAGAGCCUCCUGAGAAGGUGGCACCAUCUCCAGUCCAGCAGGAAACCCUAUCUCUACCUCUCGAGCCACUUAAGGAGAUAGAACCUUCUCUAACACAACAGGAGGUACAAGCUCAGCCUUCAGAGGCCCCUGAGAAGGUAGAACCAUCUCCAAUUCUGCAGCAGGCUCCAACUCAACCUCCAGAGCCCUCUAAGGAGGCAGAAACUCCUCCAGCCCAGCAGGAGGCCCCAGUUCAGCCUCCAGAGCCACCCGAGGAGGUUGUAGCACAACCUCCAGUCCAUAAUGAGGUGACAGUUCCACCUCUAGGACAAGAGCAAGCUCAGCAUCCAAACUUGCCCAAUGUUACUGUUCAGCCUGCU
Molecule: messenger RNA, 3312 nt
Organism: Herpailurus yagouaroundi (jaguarundi)
Lineage: Eukaryota; Metazoa; Chordata; Mammalia; Carnivora; Felidae
Product: leucine-rich repeat-containing protein 37A3-like
Exons: 3
Source: RefSeq, a predicted model, not a curated record